Molecule: messenger RNA, 757 nt
Organism: Camelina sativa (false flax)
Lineage: Eukaryota; Viridiplantae; Streptophyta; Magnoliopsida; Brassicales; Brassicaceae
Source: RefSeq, a predicted model, not a curated record
UUUACUUGCAACACUUUUCUCGCAAUAAAAACGUUCUGUAUCACAUAUUUAUCAAAGAUGCAAGGAGCUCAAGAGGACUUGACUCUGUCUUUGAGUAUCACGCCAGUUAAUCGAAUAGUUUCUCAGAAACCCCAACCCUCAGUGAUGCCUCUAGGCUUGGUUGCUCCUUAUCAUCAACAAGCAUUUGACAUCAACCAUAUGUUACAGAACCAGAUGACAAGAGAACUGUGUACUCAACUAAGGAGUAUGGAGGAAAGAGCCGUCUUUUUUAUGAAACUUAAAGACAAAGCCAUCGAAGACAUGAGGAAACAUUCUGUAGAAAUGGAUAUUCGUCUUAGAAAAGCAUUAGCAGAAGUCGAAUUCUGGAGGAAAACGUCGGAUGAGAAAUCGGACUUGUGCAGAGAUCUCGCGGGAAGGCUUUUGAAAGUGAGAAAGAGAGAGAGGGCGAUGAAAGGUAUUGACGAGAAUAAUGCGGCAGAGGAGGCUGAGUCGUCCACUGGUGAAAAUGGAGAUGAUCCUUUCGACACAGCAAGGACCCGUUUGUGCAAACGUCGCCGUCUUUGAAAUUGGCGGGAUUUGAAAAUUGUGACUCUUAUAGUUACGUGUGUUUUUUUUUUUGUAUGGACGUCUGGUUAAAAUGUUCCCACUUCCUAGAGUUGUUAUGUAACCAACGCUGUAUAGGAAGAGAGAAGCUUUUGAAAAGAAGUCUAAUUAUUCUAUAAUGUAUCAUGAACAUGGUUACAUUUUUUUUUUAAAA